GCUUGCCCCACUCUUCUGUUUGCGUUUUCACAAGUUCUCUCUCUCUCUCUCAUGUUCUUCCUCUCUCUCUCUCUGAGUUAAUAAUAAUAAUCCAUUCUCAAAUUCUUAUAGGAGUAUCCUCCUCAGUUGCUAUUUCAUAAGCAAAUUGAUUGCACUUGUGGUUGAUUGCUGUUGCAAAUGAUGGCCGCCUCGGUUUCAGCCACAGCAAUCGUUCCUCAAGCUCGCAGCUCUUCAGCAGGGGGAGGAGGAGGAACAAGAGAUGUUAAUUUCACCACUAAUCGUCGUUUCCAUUUCAUAAAACCUUCACCUUCACAUCCUGCAUAUCCGCCUAUUACCAAAUUAGCUGCCGCCCGGCGGCAAGGUGUAGUUGCCUUUCUUCCACAGAGAUUGAAGGCUCAUAGAGGAUGUGAAGUGUCAAAUACCCGUAAGAAGAAGUGCUUUGCCUGGAAACAUCAGACUUAUACGUUUGAUCAGUUGCCAACUCGAGCAAGUUUUCCUGGACAACAUAAAUGCUGCUCAAGCUUUUGCAGAGGAAGAGUGUUCAGCAUGAAGAGAUUUACUACAAGUAUCUUUAAAGAUAAAUCUCCUCUACAUAUGUCAAGACUUGCAUUUGAUAAUGUCCGUGCGAAGCAAUUUCGUGUUCGACAAGCAGCUGUAGGUCCAGAUGAACCUCAUGCUGCAAGCACAACCUGGCCAGAAGCCAUUUUAGAAAAGCAAGGUCUGGAUUUUAUGGAUUCUGAAGUUGAAGCCCCAGAUUUAGAAAGUUUUCUAAGAGCUGAACUUCCUGCCCAUUCUAAGUUGCAUAGAGGGCAGUUGAGGAAUGGACUUCGCUAUCUAAUUUUACCAAAUAAAGUUCCACAAAGCAGGCUUGAAGCACACAUGGAAGUUCAUGUUGGGUCUAUUGAUGAAGAAGAUGAUGAGCAAGGAAUUGCACAUAUGAUUGAACAUGUUGCAUUCCUUGGGAGUAAAAAGCGUGAGAAACUCCUUGGAACUGGGGCACGCUCAAAUGCCUACACAGAUUUCCAUCAUACCGUGUUUCACAUACACUCUCCAACCAGGACAAAGGAUCCCGAAGAAGAUCUACUUCCAUCUGUUCUUGAUGCAUUAAAUGAGAUAGCUUUUAGCCCAAAAUUUCUUGCUUCUCGGGUUGAGAAGGAGAGACGUGCUAUAUUAUCUGAAUUGCAAAUGAUGAAUACAAUCGAAUAUCGAGUCGAUUGCCAGUUGCUGCAACAUUUACAUUCUGAGAACAAGCUUAGUAAGCGGUUUCCAAUUGGACUAGAGGAGCAAAUUAAAAAGUGGGAUGCAGAUAAAAUCAGGAAAUUCCAUGAGAGAUGGUAUUUUCCUGCUAACGCUACACUAUACAUUGUGGGAGAUAUUGAUAACAUUGCCAAAACAAUUUACCAAAUUGAAACUGUAUUUGGGCAGGUUGGGAUGGAAACUGAGACAUCUAUGGCACCAACACCGAGUGGACUAAGUGCAAUGGCAAGUUUUCUUGUUCCUAAGUUUGCAGCAGGGUUGGCUAGCAGUUUGUCCCAGGACAAGACAUCAGCUUCAAUAGAACAGUCGAAGCAUUUUAAGAGGGAAAGACAUGCAGUUAGGCCUCCUGUUGUACAUAAUUGGUCCAUUCCGGAAAACCAGAAAAAUGUCAAGCUACCACAAAUUUUUCAGCAUGAGUUGCUUCAAAACUUCUCAAUUAAUAUGUUCUGCAAGAUCCCAGUUAAUAAGGUUCAAACAUUUGGUGACCUGAGAAUUGUUUUGAUGAAGAGGAUAUUCCUUUCAGCUCUGCAUUUCCGGAUUAACACCAGAUACAAGAGCUCAAAUCCACCAUUCACUUCAAUUGAGUUGGAUCACAGUGAUUCUGGAAGAGAGGGCUGCACAGUCACUACUCUAACUGUAAAUGCUGAACCAAAGAAUUGGGUUAACGCAAUCAAAGUAGCCGUUCAGGAGGUUCGACGACUAAAAGAGUUUGGCGUUACUCAAGGUGAAUUAGCACGCUAUAUGGAUGCCCUGUUAAAAGAUAGUGAACAGCUGGCAGCCAUGAUUGAUAACGUUGCCUCAGUAGAUAAUUUGGAUUUCAUCAUGGAAAGUGAUGCCCUUGGUCAUACAGUAAUGGAUCAAAGGCAAGGGCAUGAAUGCUUGAUUGCUGUUGCUGAAACAGCGACUCUUGAAGAAGUUAAUUCCAUUGGCGCCAGGGUGUUAGAAUUUAUCUCGGAUUUUGGAGAGCCAUCCGCUCCACUUCCUGCUGCAAUUGUUGCGUGUGUUCCAAAGAAGGUUCAUGUUGAUGGACUGGGGGAAACUGACUUUAAAAUAACACCGACUGAAAUCACCAAUGCUAUCAAAUCAGGGCUAAAAGAGCCUAUAGAGCCUGAGCCAGAGCUAGAGGUUCCUAAAGAGUUGAUACCCCUAUUACAACUUGAGGAACUAAGAUCACAACGUAAUCCGUCUUUCAUUCCUCCAGAAGGAAAUGAUGCUAAAAUAUAUGAUGAAGAAACUGGAAUUGUUCAGAGGCGCCUUUCAAAUGGAAUUCCUGUGAAUUACAAGAUAUCCACAACGGAAGCCAAGGGUGGUGUGAUGCGACUCAUAGUGGGUGGUGGACGAGCAGCUGAAACGAAUGAUUCCAGAGGUUCUGUGGUUUUGGGUGUUCGAACAUUAAGUGAAGGUGGCCGCGUUGGUAACUUCUCAAGGGAACAGGUUGAGCUCUUCUGUGUCAAUCACCUCAUAAACUGCUCAUUGGAGUCCACUGAAGAGUUUAUUUGUAUGGAGUUCCGUUUUACUUUGAGAGACAAUGGAAUGCGGGCAGCUUUCCAACUCCUCCACAUGGUGCUUGAGCAUAGCGUCUGGCUUGAUGAUGCUUUUGAUAGAGCAGUACAGCUUUACUUGUCUUAUUAUCGUUCCAUUCCCAAAAGCUUAGAGCGCUCCACUGCUCACAAGCUCAUGUUAGCUAUGCUGAAUGAAGAUGAGCGUUUUGUGGAGCCCACACCACAAUCACUUCAGAACCUCAACUUGGAAACUGUGAGAAAUGCUGUUAUGAAUCAGUUUGCUGGUGAUAAUAUGGAGGUAAGCAUUGUUGGUGACUUCUCUGCUGAGGACAUUGAGUCUUGUAUUCUCGAUUACUUGGGUACUGUUAAAGGCACAAGAGGUACUACAGAAGCUCAAGACUUCAGCCCGAUCAAAUUCAGACCAUCUCCAUCCGAUUUACAGUUUCAACAGGUCUUCCUGAAGGAUACUGAUGAAAGAGCUUGUGCAUAUAUAGCAGGCCCUGCUCCAAAUCGUUGGGGUUUUAGUGUUGAUGGAGAAGACCUUUUUCAAACUAUUGGGAACAUAUCACUAUAUGAUGAUGAGCUACCUGAACCCGAUGAACCAAUUCUUGAGAAGAAUAAUACCAAUAGUGAACUUCACCAAAAGUUCCAUCGUCAUCCACUGUUCUUUGCCAUUACAAUGGGCUUGCUGGCUGAAAUAAUAAAUUCAAGGCUUUUUACAACAGUCAGGGAUUCUCUUGGAUUAACUUAUGAUGUAUCAUUUGAAUUAAACCUUUUUGAUCGGCUAAAGCUUGGUUGGUAUGUAAUCUCAGUAACUUCAACCCCAGCUAAGGUCUAUAAAGCUGUUGAUGCUUGCAAAAAUGUUCUUAGAGGAUUGCAUAGCAACAAAAUUGCCCCAAGAGAGUUGGACCGGGCAAAGCGGACAUUGCUUAUGAGACAUGAAGCUGAAUCCAAGUCGAACGUAUAUUGGCUAGGUUUAUUGGCUCACUUACAGUCCUCUUCUAUCCCAAGAAAGGACAUUUCAUGCAUUAAGGACCUUACUUCUCUAUAUGAAGCUGCCACUAUUAGGGAUAUUUACCUUGCAUAUGAGCAGCUGAAAAUAGAUGAAAAUUCCUUAUAUACCUGCAUUGGAGUUGCCGGAGCGCAGGCUGGAGAAGCAAUCCCAGAUCCGGUGGAAGAAGAAUCAGUUGAAGGCCUACACGGUGUUCUUCCUGUUGGUCGUGGUUUAUCAACGAUGACAAGGCCAACGACGUAGUGUCCUAAAUUAAUAUUCUGAAGUCUAUUUAGUAUAAAGAGGCAGCAUUUUCCCUAAGACUUUUUGGUGAAUAAUGGCUGCUUCCACCCAAAACACAACCAAGUCAAAGAUCAUCAUCACUAGGGAUUUGUUGUAUAUAAUUCUUCUUCAAAGGGGAUCUAUGGAACUUAAUAACCAUUUUGGCUUUACUAAAAAUGCAUACAUGGGAAUUUUCUUUCAAUAACCCAAGUUUUAUCUUGACCCAACAAGGAGCUAAAUUUGGUAACAGAGCUAUUUGGUCCUUUUUGGGAACAGUUGAAGCAAUCACUCAUCUAGAUGUGUCUUACAUGGGUAAUUUAUGUUGCAGGUUUAUCCUAUUGCAGAUUUAAAAAAGGGGUAAAAUAGACAAAAGAUCAGCUUUUUUCCUUUGUUUUCGUGUUUGUGAGUGUAAUAAUAGUAUCGGAGUUGUAUGCAUCCUCUAAAACAUGACUUUCUUGUUUGUUUAUGUCUUGUUAUAUUAUGUUGACACACUCAGUUAUUUCUUUCA
Molecule: messenger RNA, 4540 nt
Organism: Impatiens glandulifera
Lineage: Eukaryota; Viridiplantae; Streptophyta; Magnoliopsida; Ericales; Balsaminaceae
Product: stromal processing peptidase, chloroplastic
Exons: 25
Coding region: 178-4014 (1278 amino acids)
Molecular function (GO): metal ion binding
Source: RefSeq, a predicted model, not a curated record